AGCUGCGAGCCCUGUGAUUGGCUGAGCCCGGCUAGAUGCACCAACAGCCGAAAGAAGAAGGGAACAGAGGAGGAGAGGGAGGCUGCAGAUAGAGCAGAGAAUACAAAGAGCAUGUGAGCGAGCGUGUGUGUGUGUGUGUGUUACAAGCUCGCCGAUGUGUGUGUGUGUGUGUGACAUCCAGAGGUGUGUGUGUGUCUGCAGAAGCGAGCAAGCGAGGAGGAAACCUGAUCUCACUUUCUCUGUGGAAUAACCCUUUGCGUUAGCUGCUCGUCGCCUAUAGUUGUAGGCUUAUAGCUUGUAGCCCUAGUUUGGCCCGGCUCGGCCCGGCCCAGUUCGGACCUGGAGCGGUAGUAGUGGUGGUGGUGGUGAUGGAGCGGUUUCUGGCACUGCUGCGCCUGCUGGGCAGGAGGAGGCGAGGAAGGAGGUACCGGGCGGAUGACGAUUACCAGGAAGGCUAUGAAGACGUUUACUACUACACCAGCAAGUACAACACACACCUACUGAAUGAGGGGCCAUACACCAAACACUCUGCCGGGGCGAGACCUCCAGAUGGAGCGCUGGCCAUCAGGAGGCAGAGUAUACCAGACGAGUUUCGGGGCUGCACGGUGGUGGAGCUGAUGAAGAAGGAGGGGACGACGCUCGGACUGACGGUUUCUGGCGGCAUUGACAAAGAUGGGAAGCCCCGGGUUUCAAACCUACGACAGGGAGGCAUCGCUGCCAGGAGCGACCAGCUGAACGUGGGCGACUACAUCCGUGCUGUUAACGGCAUCAACCUCGCCAAGUUCAGACACGAUGAGAUCAUCAGCCUGCUGAAGAACGUCGGGGAGAGAGUCGUCCUGGAGGUCGAGUACGAGCUACCACCCGUCUCGGUACAGGGGUCAGGGGUCAUGUUCAAGAACGUUGAAGUCACGCUUCACAAAGAAGGAAACAGCUUCGGCUUCGUCAUCAGAGGUGGGGCCCACGAAGACAGGAACAAGUCUCGCCCCAUCGUCAUUACAACCAUCAGGCCUGGCGGUCCGGCUGACAGAGAAGGAACUGUCAAGCCGGGUGAUCGGUUGUUAAGCAUCGAUGGGAUUCGUCUCCACGGCAGCACGCUAUCAGAGGCCAUGAGCAUCCUGAAGCAGUGCGGGCAGGAAGCCACGCUGCUGCUCGAGUAUGACGUCUCCGUGAUGGAUUCCGUUGCCACGGCGUCGGGGCCGCUGCUGGUGGAGGUUGCAAAGGCGACGGGCUCCAGUCUGGGCGUGGCCUUGUCCACCUCCAUGUUCUGCAACAAGCAGGUCAUCAUCAUCGACAAGGUCAAACCAGCCAGCAUAGCAGACAGGUGUGGUGCUCUUCAUGCAGGCGAUCACAUUCUGUCCGUCGAUGGGAAGUCGAUGGAGUUUUGUUCUCUGGCUGAAGCCACUCAGCUGCUCUCUGUAUCCUGUCAGACCGUCCGCAUGGAGAUCCUGCCACAACACCAGGCCCGACCGGCCCUGAACGCACCACAGCACGUCAAGGUGCAGCGUAGUCCCCGCCCCCUUCCCUGGGAGACCGGAGGCUCUGCCCCCAUCCUUCCCCCCUACCACUACAACACGUACCACCCCGACCAAUCAGCUGCCAGAUCGCACAACCGCCAUACAAACAACCCUCCCCUCAGCCACUCGUUCUCUCCUGGCUCCAUGUCAGCCUAUAGUCUCUCGUCCCUGAACAUGAGCACCCUGCCAAGGAACAUGUAUCCCACAAGUCCACGGGGCACCCUGAUGAGGAGGAAGGGCAAGAAGAAGGACUUCAAGAGUUCCUUGUCUCUUGCGUCCAGCACCGUGGGUCUCGCCGGUCAGGUGGUUCACACAGAAACCACAGAGGUGGCGUUGGUAGGCGACGGCAUCAUGGGGUUCGGCCUGCAGCUGCAGGGCGGAGUCUUUGCCACAGAAACGCUUUCCUCGCCGCCGCUCAUCGCUUACAUUGACCCCGACAGCCCGGCUGAAAGGUGUGGUAUCCUGCAGAUCGGCGACAGGAUUUUGUCUAUAAACGGAGUUCCUACUGAAGACUCGACUCUGGAAGAAACCAAUCAGCUUCUAAGAGACUCGUCCAUCACUGCUCAGCUCACACUGGAGAUUGAGUUCGACGUGGCCGAGUCAGUUGUCCCCAGUUCAGGAACGUUUCACGUGAAGCUCCCAAAGAAACCCGGAGUGGAGCUGGGAAUCACCAUUAGCUCUCCUUCCAACCGUAAACCAGGGGAUCCUCUGAUCAUCUCUGACAUCAAGAAAGGCAGCGUCGCACACAGGACGGGAACGUUGGAGCUGGGAGACAAGCUGCUGGCCAUCGACAACAUCCGGGUGGAGAACUGCUCCAUGGAGGAAGCCGUUCAGAUUCUUCAGCAGUGUGAGGAGCUCGUCAAACUGAAGAUCCGAAAAGAUGAAGACAACUCAGAUGAACAGGAAGUGUCCGGCAGCAUCAUCUACACGGUGGAGCUGCAGAGGUACGGAGGCCCGCUGGGAAUCACCAUCUCAGGCACCGAGGAGCCCUUCGACCCCAUCAUCAUCUCCUCACUGACCAAGGGAGGGCUGGCUGAGAGGACCGGUGCGAUCCACGUAGGCGAUCGUAUUCUGGCGAUCAACAGCAGCAGCCUGAAGGGGAAACCUCUGAGUGAAGCCAUCAGUCUGCUGCAACAAGCAGGAGAGACGGUCACACUGAAGAUCAAGAAGCAGGGAGAACUGUCGAGUCCGAAGUCUUGUGUGAUUGGUCCAGGCCUGGGCCCGGGGGCGGGGCUUGACCAGGAGAACCAGGACGGGGAGGAGGAGACUGUUGUCAUGGUCGCGCCUCUGUCAAGCCAGAGAGCGUUCAGCACGCUGCCGUCAGUGGACAGCGCUGUGGAGUCCUGGGACGGAUCCAACAUGGACAGCAGCUUCACCACCCCAGCUCCACCAUUUCAGUCGUCUCCGUAUAGUUUCCACGAGUGGCGCAACGCCAAGACAACCAACAGCCAGUCGACGUCCUCCAAUCGCCAGAGAGCCAAUCCGCUGUCAGAUCUGGGUCUGAGUGACGACGACUGGGACCGCCCACCGCUUGGGGGGUUCACUGUGGGGCAUGAUGGGACAGAACCGGACCAGGAGGAGAACUUCUGGUCUCAGGCUCUGGAGGAUCUGGAGACCUGCGGCCAGAGCGGCAUCCUCAGAGAGCUGGAGGCGUCUGGGAAGGAAACACACCUCCUCAGUCUGGCAACCAUCAUGUCAGGCUCCACCCUCAGUCUGAACCAUGACCCCACCCCCCUGCGCAGCACACUGGGCCGCCAGGCGAGCUUCCAGGAACGCAGCAACUCCAGACCACAGGUGACAGCCCGGUCCAACACCUUGCCGUCUGACCCCCAACGCAGAGCCUUUGCCAUGAGGAAGAUGAGGCAGGAAGUCAAUGAGAUCCUAAACCAGAACCCAGUGGAACUCCACAAGCUGACUCUAGAGAAGGCUUCAGAUCUGGAGGAUUUUGGCUUCAGUGUUUCUGACGGUUUGCUGGACCGCGGUGUCUACGUAAGCAACAUCCGACCGGGAGGCCCAGCAGAGCAGGGAGGCCUCCGAGCAUAUGACCGAAUACUGCAGAUUAACCACGUGCGGACCAGGGACUUUGACUGCUGCCUCGUCGUCCCGCUGAUCGCAGAGUCUCCUAACCAUCUGGAGCUUGUCAUCAGCCGAAACCCCACCUCCUCCUCCUCGUCCCUGCUGGCCAAUCACACUGAUGGACUCACCAACAGCGCCCACUCCCCUCAGCCAAUCUGCAGCGAGCUUGGACCGUCGGAGCUCUCCAUCGGCCAGGGAGAGGAUGGCGGUCCGAUCAAGUGGAGCAAACCGGGAGACGGGCUGGGGGCGGGGAUUGGGUUGGGGCAGUUGAAUAAUAAAUCCUUAUAGCAAACAAAAACUGCAUGAAACUGGAUUCAACCGGUUCUAACCAGAUUGGAUUUGCGAGGUCUAGAACAAUAACAAACCCCAUCCGACUGGUUCAGCGUGGACCCCCAUGGUGCUACACACCCUCUGGAUAAACUUUGACCCUUAAACACUAAAGUUUGACCUUUGAACUGCUAAAGCAGCCUGAAAGCACACUGAUGGACUGAAGCAACUCCUCACCUUUUCACCUGAACCAGUUCUUCAUACUGGUCCAACUGGUGUCACUGGAACCAGAACUACGACUACUGAUUUUACUGAAACUAGCCCAGAACCACGGCCAAUGGUUCACGACAUGUGGGUUCUGGUCUUAGUGGUCUGAGAAUCAUGGCUACUGAAUCCACUGAAGCCAUAGCCAGUUGUCUUACUGGUACUAAGACACAUGGGCUCUGGUCUUAGUGGCUACAGAACCAUGACCGUACUGGAGCCACAGCUAAUGGUCUUACUGGUCCAAGACACAUGUGUACUGGUUUUAGUGGUGACAGAACCAUGAGUACUGGUCCAACUGAAGCCUGAGCCACAGCCAGGGGUCUUACAGGUACUAAGACUUGGUCGUGAUCUUAUUUGUCACAGAACCACAGGUACUAAACCAGAGCCGUGACCACUGCUUCUACUAGUCCAGAAGUGUGGCUCCUGGUCCAUCUGGUCUUGCGAGAAGUAUAACUGUGGCUUCAGGUUGUACUGGCCAAAAACCACAGCAGCACAAAGACCGAUGGGACUCCAGAAUCUAGAACCUGCUGGUGGACAGACCGGUUGCCCUGGACACUAGGGAUGCUCCGAUUAGGCCGAUAAGGCGUUAAUGUUAUUGGGAUCGCCCUAACCAUAAUUGAUUAGUGACUGGUUUGUGUUUUUAAACAUUUGAAAGAAAGCCUCCUGAAUAAGAAACCGUUUCAAAAAACCCACCACUUUGGUUUAAACAAAAUCUUAACCUUGAUAUUCUUCAUGUUAGAAUCAUUGGUCUAAAUAUUAGUAUUUUAUGCUGCUACAAAAGGCAACUCCUCAACCUUGGUAUGUCUGAAUAAUCACAAAGGAGCCUGGGAGUUCCAGUCCAUCAGUCCGGUCCACUUCCAGUUAAGUCUGGGGUGAGCUUGAAGCACUGGAACUGUUACUAAUGGUCGCACUUGAUGUCAGAAAGAUUCUGACAAUCUGACAAGCACUUUGUUUGAAGCAAACUGUUGUUUUAACGCAUACUUGAUUUGUCUUCGGUCUCGCGGUCACAAAAUUGGGUAAGAAGCUGUGCGGCGAGAAGGAAAAAGGGGGAUGGAUCCCAGCAGAGUUAUGGGAGGAAGUACCUUUUAUUGGGCCCGAAGGGUUGGCAUAAGAAUAAAGAUGGUCAUGGUUACGAGCAAGUCUUUAGAAGAGUUUAAAAUCACACAUGGUUGGGUGAAGGUGAGGGUUUAGCGUAGUCCAGGUUAGGAGAAGAAUCGAGGAGGAUGGGAAGAUCACAAGAUUGAAUGUGGUUCUGAUAUGCUGGGUAAUCCUGCAGAUUUAUGAAACUUGGAGACAUCCAAAAAUGCUAUGUGACCAGCAGCAUAGACUUACGGUGGUCAACAGCAAUGCUUGGAGAUCAUGUUAGUGAUGGGCGGGCAAUACCAAUACGUUCAUCAGCGUUUGUGAAAUGAGGACUUCUUCAGUAAGCCUUUUGUUGGAUUCACACUACUGUAAGUUUUGCUACUAGCCUUAUUGUGCUCAAAUGACCCAAAACAUUAUUUAGAGAAGGAUGGCUGUAAAGACCUAACCCUUGUGAAGUGUUUGUACACUUUAAAUGGAUUGAAACAGUAAAACUAGUGAGGUGUUGUGGUGCUUUGGCCCCUUUCCUUGCGUGGCUCCUACAGUUCCUGCAAACCACCAGAUGUCACUGCUUUACACCACAAAGCUUCAGAUGUUUUUACAGCACAAACCAGAAGAAAACCCUAAAGAUUCAGAAGACUUUAUCCUCUAUCCUACUUUAUCCUUUAUAAGGGCUGGUUGUCAAACCUCCUUACUGUUUUUUUUUUGCUGACAAACUUGUGUACAUAGCACCGAGUAGCUACCAUUGCCAAGCAAAGCAAAUUUUGGUUUACUUUGUCUUUGAUCAAACAGGUAGUAAUUUAAAUCAAAUGUAAAUUCUUGACUUUAAAAGCAGCUGGUAAACAAUCUCAGCACAAUGUCCAUGUAGCUGUAAGUAGCUGUUCCGGAGCUACAAAAUCAUUUCUUAGCUGCUGUUUAAAACUCAACUUUUAACUCAAUAAAUGCAAAAAGUCCCAUGACAACUGGGCAAACUCAAUCUGCUAAGAAAGAUCAUGUGAUAUGAUCAAAAACUGAGAUUGUUCUCUCAACAAAAUUGACCAAUUUUAGACUGGAGUUUGGCAGAAAACGUGUUUACAUUUCUCAAUGAAUGAAAAAAGUAUAGACAAAUAACAAUAUAUAUAAACAAUACCCAGCCCUAGAGGUGUAAUCAGGCAGUCAAGUAUUUUAUUUAUCGAUCAAUAAGAAACAAAUCUAACAUUUUCCAAGAAUUAUCAGCUGAUCGGAGCAUCCCUAAUGAAACGGGCAGAAAGAGACAGAUGGUUUACUGUUAAGAUUUUUGUUCUGUGCCAUGAACGAGCUGCAGACUGGAAGGGAAAUAAUAAUCAUGUUGACAAUAAUGAUGAUGAUGAUGAAGAUGAUGAUGACACUGAGCAGUUCAAUAAGAAUCUUUUUCUACUGUUUACACCUGUUGGACUGGCCACACUGUGUGUAUGUGUGUGUGCGUGUCUGUGUGUGUGUUUGUAUGUUAUGUGUGUGUGUGUUAAACACAAGGCCAGUAAAGCCCCCCCACCUCAUUUCCUCGUCUUGGCUUUGCCCCCCCGGCCCCCCCAAAACGCACUUCUUCCCUCGACCAAUAGGCAGCCAGGAUGACAGACAGAUGCCAAUUCUGGGAGAUUCAGCUGAUUGGCUGGAACCAAUCAGGAGAAGAAGAAAAAAAAUGUCCCUGCCUCUCUGUGAUUGGUUCUCCUUGACACAUAAACUGACCAAUCAGUUCCCAGGUAAAAGCCAAGCAUGCCCCCACCCCGACUUCCCUGUCCACCCCCACCCCCCGUAACAGUGAUCUAUUAUGCUAAUCGAUCUGUGUGUUUUUUGAUUGACUGUUGUCAGUUUUCUCUGUUUGUUUGUUUCCAUGGCGGCUGAACCUGAAAAUAUGUAAAAUAGAUUAAAAAAACGGUUUCAGUCCCGUCGCUGUUCACAUCCAAACCAUCCAAACCCCGAAAACCUUCACCUCAUGACCACGAAACAACAAAGUUACACGAGAAAAAAGAAAAAGAUCCUGAUUAAACAGGAAACCUGUGACAGUAAAUAUGUGUGUGCGCGUGCGCGUGUUUGUUUAUUUUGGAGUGAUGUCAACAUCUUUCUGCUCUCACCUCAGUCUGAACUCACUAUUUAAACUGGCCAAUCAGAACCCUCCUUCAGCACCAGCCACCAGUCGAAACCCUCCCUGACUUUAACAACCAAUAGCUCUCUGCGAACGUUCCUGUGCUUCGGAUCGGACAGUUGCGAUUGGCUGUUCGGCUCCAUCCCAAACUUUGUGAACUGCGACGUUUUGAAUCUGAAGCACAGGUUAGCAUAUGGCUAGCAGACACUGAGCACAGGGAUAGCAAAAGCUUAAGAUGUUACACAUACCACACUGCACAAGGCUAAUACUAGCUAAGACAGGGCUACCAUCUAGCCAGCAUACCUAGACCUUAGCACAUGGCUAGCAAAGGGCCAACUCCUGGUUAACACAACCAGUGUACGGUUAACACAACAAGGCUAAUAUAGGGCUAACAGAGAAAUGUGUUAGCACAUGGCUAUGACAGAACUAACAUCUUGGUAACAAAAGUAGUAUGUUUAGCACACACCUUGAACAAGGUUAACACAGGGCUUACACGCCAAAAUUUGGUUAGCGUGUAGCUAACACAGGGCUAGCAUCUGGUAAACAUUGCUAAUAGUUGUUUAGCAUACAGUUAAAGCAGAGCUAAUACCUGGGUAACACUACUGGUACGUGGUUAGUGCACAUUAGAACAAGUCUAACACAUGUAAACAUAGCUAAUACAGGGUUAGCAAGCAGCGAUCACAGGGCUAGCGUCUGGAAAACAUCGCUAGUUGUUUACCAUACAGAUAAAGCAGGGCAAACACCUGGCUAUAACGGCUAGGUGUUAGCAUAGGGCUAACACCGGGUUAACACAACUGGUAAAUGGUUUGUGCAUAUUAGAACAAGGCUAACACGUGUAGACAUAGCUAAUACAAAGUUAGCACAGGGCUAUCACAGCUAGUAUUCAGUUAGCACAAGGCUAACAUUCACUAGUCAAAGACCUGUUGGUAGUGGUAACUAGAAACAGAGCUUUGCCAGAUGUUUAGCGCUGUUAGCAUUUUAGCACUAAGCCAAGACAAAAUGUUUCACCAAUGGGAAAAGGCCACAGAGCUGAGGGGCGUGGCUUCAGGAGGGUUUGAUGAGAUUUAAAGCCAUACACACUGUUUGUGCGCAUGUGUUAACUUUGUGUGUGUGUGGGUGUGUGUGUGUACCUGUAUGUUAGAGGGUGUGUUUGUGUGUGUGUGUUUAGCAUUGCUGGGAUUUGCACUCUAGUGAUUCACCUCAGCAAGAUGUCGCCCCCUCCCCCCUCCCCCUCCCUCCCCACACACACACACAAUGCACUGCCAUUUGAAAUAGUGGGUCAGAUUAGUUUCCAUGUAGCUUCACCAACCAACCAAACUGUAUUUUUCUUUAAAGGAACAGGGAUGUUGUAAAGUAUUUUUGUACAAAUUUAAUACUUUGGUAGCAUGACGUUCCUGGUGUUUGUCCUGUCGGGCUCCACUGCUCUCCUCCACCCCCCUUUGUAUGAACGACUACUGAGCAACAAUAAAGAUGACGACCUGCUGGGAGGACCGGAGUCCGUGUUUGUUUUUAAAGUAACACACAACAUACUCAUUUUUAAUAUGGAAGAAAUAAACUGAUAUAAACAAUAAACAAAUAUUACUUGUAAAGUAAACUUUUCUGGUACUUUAAUUAAUGUUGAGAACAACUAUAAACAACACAUUCUGCAACAAAUAUACUUAAUUUGAUAGAACUACAAUAUAAUAAUUAUACAUGUUAAAAUAAUAUCUGAAAAUAAAAUACUUUCUUAUUAUUUUUCUUUAAUUUACCUUUUACCAGUUUUGUAUCGCAGUUUAUUGUUACUCAUCAGUUAAAAUUUAUACUCUGGGAAAAAUGUGGAUUGGGGGGGGGGCCACAAUCAUUCCUGCUCGCCUCAGAGACCUGGAGGUGUGCAGGUCUCCAGGGCCCAGUUGUUCAAAAGUAAUCUGAUCGGAUUUUGGCUAUGGGAUUGGAUCAAAUCUUGAAAAUGGGUUGUUCAAAAGAAAAAAAGGAUUCUGAAAUUGGAUCAGAUCACCUGAUCCAAUCAGAUCAGAUCACCUGAUCCAAUCCUGGUUGUGAUCCAGAUCAAACCUUCAGUUUGUGUUGUUCAAAGCUUUUUUGUAGGAUUGGGAUCUGUUUGAUCCAAAAAAUCAGGAUUAUCCUGAUCCCAACAGAAAGGCUGGAUUCAGGGUGGAUUUUAGGAACAAAAUAUAAUAAAACUUUAAAAAUUUGACAAAUAAUUUUUAUCAUUUAGUAGCCUAUUUAUACACAUUUAUUUCUACUUUGCACUUGAUUUGCUUAAACGUUACAGUGAUAAAGUAGACAUUACCUACAAGCCAUCCAAUUCAAUAAAGUAAAAAAAAUUUUUGUCAUUAUUACUGUACAUUAAUCACAAAGGCACAAUCAUCAGAGGUGAAUCAUUCAAAAGCAGAUGGGGGA
Molecule: messenger RNA, 9699 nt
Organism: Micropterus salmoides (largemouth bass)
Lineage: Eukaryota; Metazoa; Chordata; Actinopteri; Centrarchiformes; Centrarchidae
Gene: grip1
Product: glutamate receptor interacting protein 1
Exons: 26
Coding region: 369-3878 (1169 amino acids)
Biological process (GO): neurotransmitter receptor transport, endosome to postsynaptic membrane
Molecular function (GO): nuclear glucocorticoid receptor binding
Source: RefSeq, a predicted model, not a curated record